CAAGGUAUGAAAGUGGAUGCACUUGAUUCUUUCCUCCUCUAUAGCACAUAAGAAAGUCUGGUCAAGAUUUGUUCCAUCUCCAUCAUGGUUAAGGGUCCUGUUCGUAGAAGUGGGGAAAAAAUAAAGGAUAGGAGUAAACGAGGUGCAGUUGUUGAUGAAACUACAACCGCACAUCAAACACCAAAAUAUUUCUGCAUCUCAUUUCUUCUUUAUCUAGAGUACCCUCCAUCGAUGUAUAUCUUAUGGAGGCUGACACAGAAAAAUUGAAGACUUCUCCAAGGACACUCCCAAGUAUGGCAUAGAAGUGAAAGGCUCCCUCCCUCCCCCCUCUCUCGAGCCUACCGAAGCCUUCAAAUGGCAACUCAGCAGCCAAAACAACCUCCAUCACCACCUUCCGCUCCCAGCUCCCAUAUGAUCCAGCUUCUCUCGAGUUUCAUUCUCUUCGGCUUCGGCUUCGCCUUGGGCAUCAUUUCCAGUUUGUACCUCAAAACCAUCCCAUCCGCAGUUCAAAUUCCCCGACUCUCUUUCUUGCCAUCCCUUCCACCUUCAUCAGCACCGCCGUCACCGCCAUUAUUAUCACCACCGCCAGCUCCGCCUGCCUUAAAUCACACAGUCGUUGCCACGGAGAUUGUGGGACGAAAAGGUUAUAUCGAGCCAAGCAAGGUCAUCAUGCAUGACAUGAGCGACGAGGAGUUGCUGUGGAGGGCGUCGAUGGUCCCCAAGAUCGAAGCUUUCGCCUACAACCGCAUCCCUAAGGUUGCAUUCCUGUUUCUCACUAAGGGUGCUCUUCCCCUGGCACCACUGUGGGAGAAAUUCUUCAUGGGGAACGAAGGGCUGUAUUCCAUCUACGUGCACCCACAUCCUUCCUACAAGGACUCGGCGCCUGAGGAUUCGGUGUUCCAUGGCCGCCGAGUCCCUAGUAAGGUGGUGCAGUGGGGACAACCAAGCAUGGUGGAAGCUGAGCGCCGCCUCUUGGCAAAUGCUUUAUUAGACUACUCAAACCAACGCUUUGUCCUUCUUUCAGAAUCAUGCAUUCCCAUCUUCAACUUUUCCACCAUUUACUCCUAUCUCAUCAAUUCUACUGAAACAUAUAUCCACUCCUACGAUGAUCUGGGGCCUGGCGGUCGCGGUCGAUACAAAAUAGCAAUGAGUCCACAACUGAAGCUAGAACAAUGGCGCAAGGGUUCUCAGUGGGUUGAGGUGGAUCGAAACCUGGCAGUCGAAAUAAUUUCUGAUGAAACAUACUUUCCACUCUUUUUGAAACACUGUAGGACAUCAUGCAUUACAGAUGAACAUUAUUUACCAACAUUUGUAAGUGUGAAAUUUGGAUGGAAGAAUGCGAACAGGAGCUUGACUUGGACCGAAUGGGCACCACGUCAGUCGCACCCAGCCUUAUAUCAAGGAUCAGAUGUAACAAUUCAGCUAUUAGAGAGGAUGAGGAAUGGGACUACAUGCAAUUAUAAUGGCGGUACGACUAGGGUGUGCUUCUUAUUUGCUAGGAAGUUCUCACCAAAUUCAUUGGAUCAAUUGUUGAUGUUGGCUCCAAAAAUCAUGGGCUUUGGUUAAAGUUAUAUCAUGAAGGAUGGCAUUUAUGGGUUCAUAUUGACUGUUUAAAUGGAAGAGUUGCUUGAGGGGGGAAAUUCUUUUUAAUGCCAAAUUUCUUAGUUGUUGUCAUAAAGUCGUAAAGGUUUGUGCAUAAGUCUUGUGAGACCUAUGCUAAAGGAUUUUCACAUGACAGACAUUCCUAAAGACUAAAGACUAGGUGUAUAGUUGGUUCUCUGGCUACAUAAAUAAAAACAUGAUGUAUACAUGAGAUAGGAAUAGUAUGAAGUCUGUGGAGCAAUUCAAUGAAUUAGUUU
Molecule: messenger RNA, 1859 nt
Organism: Phoenix dactylifera (date palm)
Lineage: Eukaryota; Viridiplantae; Streptophyta; Magnoliopsida; Arecales; Arecaceae
Product: glycosyltransferase BC10-like
Cellular component (GO): membrane
Molecular function (GO): glycosyltransferase activity
Source: RefSeq, a predicted model, not a curated record